AUGCUUCUUAAAGACGACGACUUUGACGUGUUUAAUGUCUGCACCGGUGUCAAGACCUCAAUCAACGACGUUGCCGUCGCUGUGAAGGCAAAAUUCGGCUCAUCGGCUGACAUUACGCACAUUGCGUACCGCCAGGGUGAUGUCAAGGAGUCGGUAUGUUCGCCUGUGAAGGCAUCCACCAAGCUGGGCUUCACUGCAAGCUACGACUUCCCUAAGGGUAUCGGCGAAACUCGCGACUGGUUCAUGACUUUGUAGGAGGUGUGAACUAUAUACACUCACUAUGCAAGACAGCCGGGAGACACUGGUUGCAUUGUAAGUAGAUAGCCAAUGUCUUCAAAAACUGCAACGGUGCGGCUUGGCUUUUGCAAAUGAUAAUAAAAAGACCGAGA
Messenger RNA from Phytophthora infestans T30-4, 389 nucleotides. RefSeq lists its product as uncharacterized. The transcript has a single exon. Lineage: Eukaryota; Oomycota; Peronosporomycetes; Peronosporales; Peronosporaceae. The record is from RefSeq and is a predicted model, not a curated record. The coding region runs from base 1 to 255 and encodes 84 amino acids.